UGCAGCCACCGGCCAGCCAACCCGUGGAGACCAUCCACAGCAAUCUGAGCUGCCCAUCAGACAGCAGCCCUUUCUGCCUGUUGAAGGGAGUAAGCAGGGUGCUCCUCUGAGCCUCUCCCUCCUGGAAAACGCCACAGGACAAAAUGGCUGCCAUGACUAUAGACCCGGCAGAGCAGCCACGGAUGUACCAACAGACUCUGCUUCAGGAUGGACUGUGUGACCUGUUGGAGAAUGACAAGUUUGUGGACUGUGUCCUCAAAAUCCAGGACAAAGAGUUUCCCUGCCACCGCCUGGUCUUAGCAGCCAGCAGCCCCUUCUUUAAGGCCAUGUUCCUGUCUGAUCUGGAGGAGAGCAAGAAGCGGGAGAUUGUCCUCAAAGAUGUGGAACCUGGGAUCAUGGGAAUGAUCCUGCGCUACUUGUACACCUCUGAUAUUAAUCUGACAGAGCAAAACGUCCAGGAUAUCUUCAUGGUUGCCAACAUGUACCAGAUCCCGUCCAUCUUCUCUGUAUGUGUGUCCUACCUUCAAGAGAAGCUGGUGCUUGGUAACUGCUUGGCGAUCUUCAGAUUAGGUUUGCUCCUGGAUUGUCCCAGACUUGCACUUGGUGCCAGGGAAUUCAUCUGUGAGCGAUACCAAGUGGUUAUCAGGGACCAGGACUUUCUUCAACUCAGCCCAACUGAGCUGGCCAUCAUCAUCACCUCAGAUGCCCUGAACAUUGAGCGGGAAGAGGUGGUGUUUGAAUCCCUGAUGGACUGGGUCAAACAUGAUGAGACAAGUCGCCUUAAAGACCUGCCGGAACUGCUGCACUGUAUCCGUUUCCGGCUGAUACCUCUGGAUUAUUUCAAAGAGAAAGUGGAGCGUCACCAGUACAUCCGGUUCAGCCAGGACAUCAAAAAAGACCUGGAUCUCGUCAAGGAUGCUCACAAAGGGCGUCUCCCAAAGCCGACGAAGCCCAGCAGAGAUGGAGCAAAGGGUGGAGAGAGGAAUGAGGAGGAUGAGGAUGAUGAUGAGGAGGAGGAGGGGUACCUGCCCGGCAUACUCAACAACAACCCUCGGUUUGGGAUGUUUGAGAUGGAGUUGAUACUUAUGAUUAACAACACAGGGACCGUGGCCUAUGACCCGGUAGGAAACGAAUGCUUUGUAGUGUCAGAAACUACAGACAUCCCCAAGAACCACAGCAGCCUGGUCACCAAGGAGAACCAGGUGUUUGUUGUUGGAGGACUUCUUUACAAUGAGGAGGACAAGGACGAGCAGUUCAGUUCAUACUUCCUCCAGUUUGAUCCAGUCAGUUCAGAGUGGUUGGGGAUGCCCUCACAGCCCAGCCCUCGCUGUCUGUUUGGUCUGACUGAAACUGAAAACUCCAUCUUUGUUGUGGGAGGAAAAGAGUUGAAGGAAGGAGAACACGCCCUGGACUCGGUCAUGAUCUAUGACAGACAGUCUUUUAAAUGGGGUGAGUCGGACCCUCUGCCUUACCAAGUGUACGGUCAUGGGACUGUAUCACACAAAGGCCUCAUCUAUGUCAUUGGAGGAAAGUCUGAAAGCAAGAAGUGCAUGAGGAGAGUGUGUGUCUACAACCCAACCAAGUUUGAGUGGAAGGACUUGGCCCCCAUGAAGACCGCCCGCUCCCUGUUUGGCAUCACUGUCCAUAACGACCAGAUCUAUGUGAUGACGGGGGUCACAGAUUCAGGCCUCACCAGCUCCGUGGAAAUCUAUGACAUCGCUAGCAACACGUGGUCGGAGUUCACAGAGUUCCCUCAGGAGAGAAGUUCCCUCAAUCUGAUCUCAAUGGGAGGCUUCCUGUAUGCAGUGGGCGGGUUCGCCAUGAUGCCUUCUGAAACCAGUGAGGAGCCGGUGCCCACGGAGAUGACGGACAUCUGGAGAUACGAUGAGUCUGAGAAUUGCUGGAAUGGGAUUUUGCGAGAAAUAAGCUACGCAGAAGGAUCCACUAUUUUACCUGCUCGUCUCAACACACUCCGCCUCAACAAAUUAUAACUGAACUGAUGUGAAGUCAAUGAUGUAACAUUAUCAUAGAGAUGAAUUAGUGAACUCUAUUGAGAAACUGGCCCCUUAUUGUUGUCCUGGAUAUUAGUAAAUGAAUAGAAAAAGGAUCCUCCAGCAGGGGGCGACAAGAUGACAUUUUUGGAAGGAGAAAAGAGAGGAAGCCAAAUUUCCUUUAUAACAAGUCCAAAGAUUAAUUUGAGAAAUGUUUGUACAUCUUUUUUUCUUUUUUUUGUUAUACUAUUUAAUAAAUUUUCUUUACCUGUUUACUUUGUUUAAAGCAGAAAUAAAGAUACUGACUGCU
Molecule: messenger RNA, 2301 nt
Organism: Sphaeramia orbicularis (orbiculate cardinalfish)
Lineage: Eukaryota; Metazoa; Chordata; Actinopteri; Kurtiformes; Apogonidae
Product: kelch-like protein 40a
Exons: 6
Coding region: 144-1991 (615 amino acids)
Molecular function (GO): protein binding
Source: RefSeq, a predicted model, not a curated record